UCUUUCUCUCGGGCCCGUGGUGCCGGCAAGAUGGGUAAGUGUUGUGGUCUCUGUACUGCCCGGAAGCUCCGCAGUCACCGACAGGACCAGAAGUGGCAGGAUAAACAGUACAAGAAAGCCCACUUGGGCACAGCCCUGAAGGCCAAUCCGUUUGGGGGUGCCUUUCACGCAAAGGGAAUUGUGCUGGAAAAAGUAGGGGUUGAAGCCAAACAGCCAAAUUCUGCCAUCCGGAAGUGUGUCAGGGUGCACCUCAUUAAGAACGGCAAGAAGAUCACAGCCUUCGUGCCCAAUGACGGUUGCUUGAACUUCAUUGAGGAAAAUGAUGAAGUUCUGGUUGCUGGAUUUGGUCGCAAAGGCCAUGCCGUGGGUGAUAUUCCUGGAGUCCGCUUUAAGGUGGUUAAAGUAGCCAAUGUGUCUCUUUUGGCUCUGUACAAAGGCAAGAAGGAAAGACCAAGAUCAUAAAAUUUUGACAAUGAAAACAGAAUAAUAAAUUUUCAUAUCCAGAAAAAAAUAAUAAA
This is a messenger RNA of Rattus norvegicus (Norway rat), 518 nucleotides long. The record is from RefSeq and is a predicted model, not a curated record. NCBI's taxonomy places the organism in Eukaryota, Metazoa, Chordata, Mammalia, Rodentia, Muridae.